GGACAUUCUCAUGGUAAUGGCUGGGAGAGGAGUGAUGCCAUUCCAUUCACUCCGUUCCGGCCAUUAUAAUGAGCCGUCCUCCCCUCAGCAGCCUCCUGUGACUGCUCCAGGGCCCAUCUAUCAGAUACACGAUCAGUGCUCCCUCCGCUCAAUACACUACUUUUCCUAACUGCCUAUCAGAACAACAUAAGCGACUUGGAGAGAUUCUACUUGUAAUGAAAAGCCAGUGGUGGGGAAAAGUACCCAAUUUUCAUACUUGAGUAAAAGAAAGGAUUCCUUAAAAAAAAAAGUAACCCAGUAAAAUACUACUUGAGUAAAAGUUUUAAAGUAUUUGGUUUUAAAUGUGCUUAAGUAUCAAAAGUAAAAGUAUACAUAAUUUAAAAUGUCUUAUAUUACGCAUAAAAAGGGGCACAGUUCAACACUCAGACAUACUUUACAAAUGAUGCAUUUUUGUUUAGUCAGUCCACCAGAUCAGAGGCAGUAGGGAUGACCAGGGAUGUUCUCUUGAUAAGUGCGUGAAUUACACACAUUUCCCGUCCUGCUAAUCAUUCAAAAUGUAACGAGUCCUUUUGGCUGUCAUGGAAAAUGAGUAAUUAGUACAUUAUCUUCUUUAAGAAUACAGUGGAGUAAACGUUGUCACAAAUAUAAUUAGUAAAGUACAGAUACCCCCAAAAAACGACGUAAGUAAAAAUACUUUUAAGUUCUACUUAACUACUUUACACAACUGUGAAAAGCCCAAUAUAAAAUGUAUAUAUUAUUAUUAUUAUAAGGGCGGCAGGUAGCCUAGAGGUUAAGAGCGUGGGGCCAGUAACCAAGUGGUUGCAGGUUUGAAUCCUUGAGCCGACUAGGUGAAAAAUCUUGAUCAGGGCACUGAAAGUAACUCUACUUACUCCUGUAAAUUGCUCUGGAUAGGAGCGUCUGUUAAUUGACAAAAAAAUAUUAUUACAUUUCUUAUCCAGCAGGUGGAGCCCCAUGGAAUACCACCCACUAGGGAAUAAUAUUACGUCAUACAGCCUUAACCAGGAAGUAGGAAAAACAAUCGGCGAGAAGAGUGACACCAUAGACUGUAGUUAGUCUGAAACGUUUUAAAAGGACAUUAUUUCCAUAUAGUUUAGAUCACAGAAUGUCCGUGUUUGGGAAGCUGUUCGGCGGUGGGGGGAAAGGAGGGAAAGGGCCGAGUCCACAAGAUGCAAUUCAGAAACUCCGAGACACAGAGCAGAUGUUAGCGAAGAAACAGGACUUUCUAGAGAAAAAGAUUGACCAGGAACUCAUAACUGCAAAGAAAAACGGCACAAAAAACAAACGAGCGGCCCUGCAGGCCUUGAAAAGGAAGAAGCGGUACGAGAACCAGCUUACCCAGAUCGAUGGCACAUUGUCCACCAUCGAGUUCCAGAGGGAGGCGCUGGAAAAUGCCAAUACCAAUACUGAAGUGCUCAAAAACAUGGGCUUUGCCGCCAAGGCAAUGAAGGCUGCCCAUGAAAACAUGGACAUAGACAAAGUAGAUGACUUGAUGCAAGACAUCACUGAGCAGCAGGAGCUGGCGCAAGAGAUCUCAGAUGCCAUCUCAAAACCUGUAGGCUUUGGAGAGGAGUUUGAUGAGGAUGAACUCCUGGCAGAGUUGGAUGAGCUGGAACAAGAGGAAUUGGACAAAAACUUGCUGGAGAUCGGCGGGACAGAAGAUGCCCAUCUACCCAAUGUGCCUUCUACUUCAUUACCCUCCAGACCAGCCAAGGAGGAUGAAGACGAGGAUGACAUGGAUGACUUACAGCGCUGGGCGAUGGAGGCCAUGUAGUUGCAUUACUGACACCACCUGCUGUAGAGGGAAAGAAAGGACUUAUUGAAUAUGGUUGUUUUGUGUCCGAGGAGAACCAACCACCUAAAACUAUCACUACAAAGGCCAAUGCUGUAGGUUCUGUUUCCCGCCCAAAACUAGAGAAAGGGUACCAUGGCCUUGCAUGAAAAGAUGAAGUAAAAAACCUGUAUAAAAGCUAUAAACAGGAUGUUUGAAUCAAAAUUCUCAAAAUAAGUUUAGCAUAAUCAACACCCGCUCUUGCAUUUGGGCAGUUAUUGUAAUAUCACUUAACUGUUCUAUUGCCUUUGUCUGUGGGAUGUUAUGAACAUCACUGACAAAUUUACAUUUUAAUACAUGGGAGUUGCAAUGUCUAUUUUUCCGACUUAAACAUAUUUAUCGUGUGGCGUAGUGGGUGUGGUCUAGAUGUUUUUAUUAGUACUUACUUUUUGUUUAAUUUCUACCAAAAUAGGAAGAAAUAUGAGCAUGCGCUCAUGGUAAUGUUUAGAAUGGUCUAUUUUCAGGAUUGUUAUUCUGAAACUUUUGUUUUACAACAUUUUGACUAUUCCAACUCCAAAGCAUCCUCACCAUGUGACACUUGUGAUUUGAAGGAAAUAUCUCAAUUGUUUAUAUUGUUGCUGGCACGGGUUUUCUUCAUGUGCUAAGCAUGCAAUGAGGCAAAUCUUAAUACACCGCACAGCUUUAGAGAAAGAGAAACUCCACCAUGUUCUGUUGUCUCUUUUCUGAAAAAGUUUAUUUUAUGUUGAAAAAAAGUCUACAUAUUAACUGCAGCAAAAAAUAAGAUAAUGCUUUGUAAUGAAUAGAUUAGAAGGUAGAUAUAGUAUCAACAUUUUGGAUUUGAGCAUUAGUUAAUUUUUUAAGCAAUGUAUUAAAACAAAAAUACAUAGGAAAAUGACAAGGAUAAGCAUGUUUGCAUUCCUAUGGUUUAUUUAUCCAGAUGAGAACAUUAUUUGGAAAAAUCAUUAAAGUUUUGGAUUAUUUUAUUGUGGGUGAGGUUUUUCUUGCUUAGGGAUCAGUGAAUUAGUAGAAUUUAAAAAAAAAUGUAUUACUUUGAAAUCA
Oncorhynchus kisutch (coho salmon) is the source of this 2869-nucleotide messenger RNA. RefSeq names its product charged multivesicular body protein 4c-like. The transcript has 5 exons. Gene Ontology annotation, cellular component: cytoplasmic side of plasma membrane; multivesicular body; ESCRT III complex. Gene Ontology annotation, biological process: vesicle budding from membrane; late endosome to vacuole transport via multivesicular body sorting pathway. Lineage: Eukaryota; Metazoa; Chordata; Actinopteri; Salmoniformes; Salmonidae. Bases 1124 to 1792 code for a protein of 222 amino acids. The record is from RefSeq and is a predicted model, not a curated record.